AUGAGUCAGCCAGCAGCAGACCAGGAACAGGUCGAUCAAGAAGUCCAACUUGUCCCUGAGGACGAGGCUUUAGACGAAAAUGGAGUGGAUACCCAGGUGUAUGGAAUAGAUCUAUCUCCAACCCAGCCAGAUUUCGUCGUGCCAAACGUCAAGUUUGAGAUUGAUGAUAUCGAAGAGGAAUGGACCUACUCGCAACCGUUCGACUACAUCCACAGUCGCUUCAUGACCUCUAGCAUUUCAAGCUGGAAGGAAUAUCUGACAAAGUGCUACGAACUGUGCACUCGCCCGCUUCGCCAUCCUCUUGAAGGAGGCCGCGUCUUUAUUGAGCCGCCUAAACUCAAGCCACUAAUGGCAGAGGUUGGUUUCGAGGACGUGACCCUUGUCCGAUACAAGUGGCCAAUCAACGACUGGCCCAAGGACCCCCGAUGGAAGGAGCUCGGAGCUUGGAACCUCGAGAACAACCUCGGCGCUGCUGAGAGUCUCGCCAUGGCACCGCUCACCCGAGCACACGAAUGGAGCCGUGCUGAGGUUGAGGUGUUUCUUAUGGAGGUUCGGCAGGACUUGAGAAACAGGGCUAUCCACGGAUACUUUCCACUGUAA
Molecule: messenger RNA, 600 nt
Organism: Colletotrichum gloeosporioides
Lineage: Eukaryota; Fungi; Ascomycota; Sordariomycetes; Glomerellales; Glomerellaceae
Product: putative methyltransferase tdiE
Exons: 5
Coding region: 1-600 (199 amino acids)
Source: RefSeq, a predicted model, not a curated record